Messenger RNA from Metschnikowia bicuspidata var. bicuspidata NRRL YB-4993, 1284 nucleotides. RefSeq lists its product as uncharacterized. The coding region runs from base 1 to 1284 and encodes 427 amino acids. Gene Ontology annotation, molecular function: tRNA (guanine(46)-N7)-methyltransferase activity; protein binding. The record is from RefSeq and is a predicted model, not a curated record. NCBI's taxonomy places the organism in Eukaryota, Fungi, Ascomycota, Pichiomycetes, Serinales, Metschnikowiaceae. The transcript has a single exon. Gene Ontology annotation, biological process: RNA (guanine-N7)-methylation. Gene Ontology annotation, cellular component: nucleus; tRNA methyltransferase complex; cytosol.
AUGAAGCACCCCUUUCAAAUCUUCGUUGCGGACCAAAGCGGGGGCCACCUUUUCGCAUCGGUUAAAAACCAUCUAUUGGCGUUCCGCACCUCGGAUGGCGCCCUCAUUGGGUCCUGGGCGGACGACGUGGAUUUGCAGACUGUUCAAGAAAAACAGCUCAAGGCCAAGCGCGAGGCUGAAGAGAAGAAGGAGCUCACUGAUUCUGGCAAUGAACCUGUAACCAAGAAAGCAAAGACAAACAAAAAGGAGCCCAAGAUUUGUCCGCCUGGCCCUGGAGCCCCGGUUAUCUAUAACUAUCUUCGGUGCUUGGCGUUGACAAGGGAUGAGAAGCACAUCAUCGGCACCACUGACAGUGAUAAGGCCGCGGUGAUCUUUCAAAUUGAUUACACCCAGGAAAACUGUCUCUCGUUGAUCAAACGCCAGGUUUUCCCAAAAAGACCGUGUGCCGUACUGACCACAAUCGAUGACAAGAGCAUCAUUUUGGCCGACAAGUUCGGUGACGUUUACGAGAUUGGAAAUGACGACAGCGAAGCUGUGCCUGAAAAAGACCUCGUGCCGAUUUUGGGUCACGUAUCCAUGUUAAGUGACGUGCUCGUCGCAGAACACAACAACCAGCAAUUUGUGCUUACCGGCGACAGAGAUGAGCACAUCAAGGUUACUCACUACCCUUUGUCGUACGUUGUGAAGCACUGGUUGUUUGGUCAUCACGAAUUUGUGUCAUGCAUGCAUCUUCCCUCCUUCAAUAAAGACUUGCUCAUCAGUGGUGGAGGUGACGACUACUUGUUGUUGUGGGACUGGUGGGCCAGCAAGCAACUCUCUAGAGUUGAGCUUCGUGAUCUAAUUGAGCCUCACUUGACGGACGCGCAUUUCCCACCCGAAAGGUUCUUGCAAGAAGACUCGCCAAAAGAGAUCUGCGUUUCCAGAGUGCUUUCAAUUACAAAGAAUGGCUUUAACUUGCUUUUUGUUUUGUGUGAGAACACCAAUUGCAUAUUGACUUUCAAUAUCGAUGAGAAUAACUCCGUUACAUUCAAGCAAAAGCUUCUAACAAAAACGCCUGUGGUUGACGUAGCUUUAGUUGGGGAUAAUUUAUAUGCCGCAGUUGAUGUUGAUUCAGGCGAAGACUUGCUUGAAAUUUUUCAAAUCAAUGACGAUGGUGUUUUGGAAAAACAAACUUCACAACUCACGGCUGCCAUUUCAUCCCACAACAAAUGUGAGGUCUCGAGUCGUGAAGAAUUCUACCCAUUGUACCAUAUACAUACAUUGAGAAAGAGAAGCGAACACUAA